Moneuplotes crassus is the source of this 961-nucleotide messenger RNA. The record is from the annotation of a GenBank genome assembly. NCBI's taxonomy places the organism in Eukaryota, Ciliophora, Spirotrichea, Euplotida, Euplotidae.
AUGGAUCACUGGAAGAGAGCCUGCAAUGGAGAACUUUAUGACAACGCUGUCUACAGAUUCGUAGUCAACACUGUCAGCUGGAUAAUCAUUGGGAUCUUACUAGCAGUUAGAAUUAUAACUGCUGAUAGUAGCAAAGGCUUCAGCCUGUUUUAUUAUAUCUACCAGACCUAUCUAUUUGCAAGCUGAAUCCCUUUUAUUUUCUUUAUUAGUGCUCCAAGAUACUGGGUUGCAAUCAUCGAGCGAAACAGACGAGGAAAUGGUGAUGUAGAUUGAGACCCAUUACUAUUUAUCUAUUUCAUUAUCACACUGUUUGGAUACUCAGGAUACCCUGUGUUCUUUUGUUUUAAACAGCAAGAAAGGAAGCACCCAUUUUGCUUUUUAUCUUUCUUUUUUCUUCCUAUUUAUCACGCUUGCUCUGUGCUCGUAUUCCCUAUGAUCUUUGACUCCGACAAUGGGAAUCUCUUAUUUAUUUUUUUUGGGCUGUUAUAUAGCUAUUUGUACUUUAUGUUCACUGCACAGGCUUAUAUGAUGUAUGAUAGAAAAUUGCUAAAGGUUGUCUUUUAUAUCCAUCCGGUACACUGGCUGGUCUUGGUGGUUGGAUUUCCAGUUGUAAUGAUUGUCGAAGCUAUUAUGCACCAGAUAGCCAAUGCGCAUAAUGUCAAACAUCAACAUGUUGUCACUGCGAAUUACAACCACGAUCUUGAAACUCAGAUCCAAAGCAUCGAAAUGAUCAUCAACACCGAUAAAGUUCCUGCUGAACAAAUUCUACAGACUUUCAACGAAAGGUUAGGAGUUGAUGUGCCUGUAGAUGCUCUGCCGAACAAGAGCGAGUUUAAUGACCAAUGUCCGAAAUGCAACAAAGAUGUCCAAGAAGCACAAAUUGUCACAAUAAAUGAAGAAGGCAGGUUUGAACACACAGUUUGCCAAUAAUUCCUUCGUCUGAUGAAAAUUCUGAUACUGA